GAUCUAUAGUUCUAUCUGUAUCUCUAUCGGUCUCUUUUUCAGUACACCGAAGUUGUGGGCGUUUGGCGCCAUUUUUGUUUGCUCUUUAGGUUUCCAAGUUGCAGAAGAAGAGACAGAAGGAUUAACAGAAAUGGUCGCUCCAAAGCUGCUUCUAUCGACCAUUGAGUCUGCACUCCUCGGCCCAUCGCCUCCAACCCCUAGCCAGAGGAUCGAGCUCAUGCAUGCUAUUCGAAACUCUGUAUCCUCUUUCCAGUCACUCCUCUCUUUUCCGCCUCCAAAUGCGUCGGAUCGUUCACAAGUUCAGUCGAAAGAAGUCAGACUUCCUGAUUCGCAACCAAUCACGCUUGAUGACCAAGACGUUCAGAUUGCUCUGAAGUUGAGUGAUGAUCUACAUCUUAAUGAAGUAGACAGUGUUCGGUUGCUUAUAUCUGCCAACCAAGAGUGGGGUUUAUUAGGGAGAGAGCCAUUGGAAGUUUUGCGACUUGCAGCAGGACUUUGGUACACAGAGAGAAGAGAUUUGAUAACAGCACUCUACACUCUUUUACGGGCUGUUGUCCUUGACCAGGGACUUGAAGCUGAUCUUGUUGCUGACAUUCAGCAAUAUCUGGAAGAUCUCAUAAAUGCUGGGCUCAGACAGCGUUUAGUUUCUCUAAUAAAGGAGCUCAAUCGGGAAGAACCGGCUGGUUUGGGUGGGCCUCAUGUGGAGCGCUAUGUUCUGGAUUCUAAAGGUGCUCUUGUGGAACGGCGGGCUGUAGUUUGGCGGGAGAGGCUUAUCCUCGGCCAUUGCCUUGUUCUAUCUGUCUUAGUUGUGCGGAUAAGACCAAAAGAUGUGAAGGAUGUCUUCUCUGCUUUGAAAGAUGGUUCUGCUGAGGUUAAUGAUAGCAGUACCACUGUAAAGCUUCAGGUUGCUUUCAGUCUUCUGUUUUCUCUUGUUAUCGGUUUGAUAUCAGAUGCACUAAGCUCAGUUCCAGAUAGAGCUUCUGUCCUGUCCCGUGAUGCUACUUUCAGACGUGAAUUUCAGGAACUUGUGAUCUCUACUGGAACUGAUCCAAAUGUUGAGGGGUUCGUUGAUGGAGUAAGAUUUGCAUGGACUGUACAUUUGAUGUUAACACAAGAUGGAAUUAUUGCAAGGGAAACAGUUUCAGGUGGUUCAUCCGGUGACUUGGGAAAUCUGUAUUCUUGCUUGGAUAUCAUUUGCUCAAACAAUGUUUUCCAGUUUCUUCUGGAUAAAAUUCUCCGAACAGCAGCCUAUCAGAAUGAUGAUGAGGAUAUGAUCUAUAUGUACAAUGCUUAUCUUCACAAACUGAUGACAUGCUUCCUUUCUCAUCAGCUUGCUAGAGACAAGGUGAAAGAAAUGAAGGAGCAGGCUAUGAGUGCACUCAGCCCUUACCUCGUGGCUGGAUCACAUGAUCUCAGACAUGGCAUUGAUGCGAAUUCUCAAGAGACCAUUGAAAGUAGUCCCCAACCAUUUGUCUCUCUUUUGGAAUUGGUUAGCGAAAUCUAUCAGAAGGAACCGGAGCUAUUGUCCGGCAAUGAAGUCUUGUGGACAUUCGUAAACUUUGCUGGAGAGGAUCAUACUAAUUUUCAAACGCUUGUGGGUUUCUUGAAAAUGCUCAGUGCCUUGGCUUCCACUCAGGAGGGUGCUUCCAAAGUUUAUGAGCUACUGCAGGGUAAAACCUUCCGCUCUGUUGGUUGGAGUACUCUGUUUGAUUGUUUGUCGAUUUAUGAACAGAAGUUCAAACAAUCCCUUCAAAGUACUGGAGCUGUAUUACCCGAGUUUCAGGAGGGUGACGCAAGAGCACUUGUUGCUUAUUUGAACGUUCUUCAAAAGGUUGUGGAAAAUGGGAACCCCAUUGAACGGAAGAACUGGUUUCCAGAUAUUGAACCCUUAUUCAAGCUUCUUAGUUAUGAGAAUGUGCCUCCUUAUGUGAAGGGCGCACUGCGGAAUGCCAUAGCUGCUUUCAUUCAAGUCUCUCCUGGCAUGAAGGAUACUAUUUGGAGUUACCUUGAGCAGUAUGAUCUACCAGUGGUUGUUGGCCCUUCUGUCUUAAAUGGUGCACAGCAAGUGGCUAUGCAGGUCUAUGAUAUGCGAUUUGAGUUAAAUGAAGUAGAAGCAAGGAGAGAGAGAUACCCGUCCACUAUAUCUUUCCUAAAUUUGUUAAAUGCUCUUAUUGCAGAAGAAAGAGAUCUAAGUGAUAGAGGCCGAAGAUUUGUGGGCAUCUUUAGGUUUGUGUAUGAUCAUGUGUUUGGACCUUUUCCUCAAAGAGCAUAUGCAGGUCCUAGUGAAAAAUGGCAGUUGGUUGUUGCUUGCCUGCAGCACUUUCGAAUAAUUCUGGGCAUGUACGAUAUUAAGGAUGAGGAUGUAGAUGCUGUUGUUGACCGAUCCCAGCCUCCAACGGUGUCGCAAUCUGCCCCACUUGAAAUGCAGCUACCUGUUGUAGAGUUGCUGAAAGAUUUCAUGAGUGGCAAAACUGUUUUCCGCAAUGUCAUGGGCAUUCUCUUGCCAGGAGUCAAUUCCAUCAUUAGUGACCGAACUGGUAAAAUAUAUGGUCAACUUCUGGAAAAGGCAGUUCAUCUCUCUUUGGAAAUCAUAAUCCUUGUUUUUGCGAAGGAUUUAUUUCUCGCUGAUUACUGGCGCCCUUUAUACCAGCCUUUGGACAUCAUACUCUCUCAGGAUCAGAGCCAAAUAGUGACUUUAUUGGAGUAUGUAAGAUAUGAUUUUCAUCCACAGAUUCAGCAAUGUUCUAUUAAGAUGAUGAGUAUUCUAAGUUCUCGCAUGGUUGGGCUAGUGCAGUUAUUGCUAAAAUCAAAUGCUGCUAACAGUCUGGUUGAGGAUUAUGCUGCUUGCCUAGAAUUUCGUUCAGAAGAGUGCCAGGUCAUAGAGAACUCCAGAGAUGAUGCUGGUGUUCUUAUAAUACAGCUUCUCAUUGAUAAUAUAAAUCGGCCAGCCCCAAAUAUUAGUCAUUUACUACUCAAAUUUGAUUUGGAUUCACCUGUGGAGCAUACAGUACUGCAACCAAAAUUUCAUUACAGUUGCUUAAAGGUUAUUCUUGAUAUCUUGGAAAAUCUUUCUAAACCAGACAUUAAUGCAUUGCUGCAUGAAUUUGGUCUUCAGCUCUUGUAUGAAUUAUGCUUGGAUCCAUUGACUUGUGGUCCUACAAUGGAUCUGUUGAGCAAUAAAAAGUAUCAGUUCUUUGUGAAGCACUUGGAUACAAUUGGUGUUGCUCCACUUCCUAAAAGAAAUAUUAACCAGGUCCUACGUAUUAGUUCUCUCCAUCAGAGAGCAUGGCUCUUGAAACUUUUGGCGUUGGAAUUACAUGCUGCUGACAUGGCUACUAACACGCACAGAGAAGCAUGUCUGAGUAUUCUUUCUAAGAUUUUAGUGUGGGAUACCAGGGAAUUUGGGACACACACCGAUAUAUUUCAUUCUCUUCCCUUCCACACAAAUCUUGACGGAAGCAAAACUAUCAAUAGGAGGAAGGUGUUGGAGCUGCUUGAAGUUGUCCAGUUCCGAUCUCCCGACACUGCCAUGAAAUACUCACAAGUAGUUUCCAAUUUAAAAUGUGACUUGCAGGUUGAAGAGAUACUUGCCAAUCCUGCAACAUCGGACAAGGGUGGUGUUUAUUAUUACUCAGAACGUGGUGAUCGCUUGAUUGACCUUCCUACAUUCCGUGACAAGCUCUGGCAGAAGUGCAACUUUGUUAAUCCCCAGUUGAGCUCCUUUAGCAGUGAAGUUGAAUUUAAUGAUCUAAGAGAGACAAUCCCUCAGUUGCUGAGGUGGGGAUGGAGAUACAAUAAAAACCUUGAGGAACAAGCUGCCCAACUUCAUAUGUUAACUGGCUGGUCUCAGAUUGUGGAGGUUUCUGUAUCUCAAAGGAUGUCAUGUUUUGAAAAUCGAUCUGAAAUUCUGUUCGAGGUACUAGAUGCUUCUCUGAGUGCUUCUGCAUCUCCAGACUGUUCUUUAAAGAUGUCAAUAAUAUUGAGUCAGGUUGCACUCACAUGCAUGGCCAAACUACGCGAUGAAAGAUUCUUAUGCACUGGUGGUGUGAAUUCUGACAAUAUCACGUGUCUUGAUAUUAUCUUAGUAAAACAAUUACCAAAUGGGGCUUGCCAGUCCAUAUUGUUGAAGCUUAUCAUGGCAAUUCUAAGACAGGAAUCGUCAGAAGUCCUGAGAAGGCGCCAAUAUGCGCUACUUUUGAGCUACUUCCAGUAUUGUCGGCAUAUGCUUGAUCCAGAUGUCCCAGCAUCCGUACUACAGUUUUUGCUGCAUGAAGAACAAGUUGGAGAAGAGGAUCUGGACCUCCAGAAGAUCGACAAAGAACAAGCAGAGUUAGCACAGACUAACUUUUCUAUACUAAGGAAAGAGGCUCAGGCUAUCCUGGAUCUGGUAACAAAGGAUGCUAUCCGAGGAAGUGAAGCUGGAAAGACAAUAUCACUCUAUGUUUUAGAUGCAUUUAUCAGUAUUGAUCGAGAAAGAUUUUUCUUGAAUCAACUUCAAAGCAGGGGGUUUUUGAGGUCAUGCUUUUCGGACAUUAGCAAUAUGUCCUAUCAGGAUGGUUGGCGAUCAUUGGAUUCAUUGCAGCGAUUGUGCACUCUUGAGGCUGAAUUUGCUCUGCUCCUGAGAAUUAGUCACAACUAUGGGAAACCUGGUGCACAGGUUCUAUUUUCCAUGGGUGCCUUGGAACAUCUUGCUUCAUGCAAGAUUACUGGUCUGCCAAUGAAGGGAAGUUUUAGGCGGGUAGACACUAAGGUUGGCCGAGAUAUAGCUGUAGAGAUUGAUAAGCAACGGAUGGUUAUAGUGCCCAUUUUGAGAUUGGUUUCUUCGUUGACAUCAUUGGUGGAUACGUCUGAUUUCUUUGAGGUGAAGAAUAAAGUUGUCCGUGAGGUCAUAGAUUUUGUAAAGGGACAUCAGUUGCUCUUUGAUCAACUUCUUAGGGAAGACGUUUCUAUAUCUGAUGAGUUGACUUUGGAGCAAAUUAACCUUGUCGUUGGUAUACUUAGCAAGGUUUGGCCAUAUGAAGAGAAUGACGAGUAUGGUUUCAUUCAAGGGCUUUUUGGCAUGAUGCGUGUUCUUUUUUCUCGUGAUGCCGAGUCCUUUAGUUUUGCCCAAUCAGUACGACCUCUUGAGGACCAAAGGAAGUUGGAGUUGAUUUUGUUUCGGCUAUGCUCUAGUCUGAGCUCUUACCUUUAUUUUCUGGUCACAAAGAAGUCCCUCCGGCUUCAGGUCUUAGAUGCUAGUGAUCUUCAUGUGUCUGCUGGACAGCAACAGCCCACAUUGAGUUCACUUGUUUGUCUUCUUAAUUCUGUUACAAUGGCUCUUGAGAGAGCUGCUGAGGAAAAAUCCUUACUGUUGAACAAGAUUCAAGACAUUAAUGAAUUAUCAAGGCAGGAGGUUGAUGAAAUUAUUAAUAUGUGCACACGACAAAAUUGUGUCUCAUCAUCUGACAAUAUUCAGAAAAGGAGGUACAUUGCAAUGGUAGAAAUGUGCCAGGUUGCUGGCAAUAGGGAUCAGCUUAUUUCUCUACUCCUAACGCUUGCAGAGCACGUUCUCAAUAUUAUUCUUAUCCAUUUCCGGGACAGUGCUACCAUUCCUGAAUCUAGAGAAAAUACAAAAAUGAUUACACACAGUUCCUAUGAUGAAUCCAGACUGGACACAUCCUCAUUAUGUGGAAAGUUACUUCCAAUUAUAGAGAGACUUGAAUCACUAAGUGAGGGUAAAACGGGCCACAAUCUGAAGGUGUUCCGUAGAUUAGUGACUUCACUCAAGGAAGUGACAAUUCAACAUCUGUCUCUCUCAGAAAUUUAUUGACGUAAUUUGAGAUAAACUUGAGGUCGCAUAAAGUUGACAUAGUUAUGUAAAUCUGUAUCAUUACUAAAUUCAAAAUGCUGGUAUGUACUCGAAAGGUGUAAGUAUCUACAGCUUGAAAAUUUCUUGGUGUUAUAUUUAUGCAAUCCAUUUAGUUGAAAACCAUAAGAAAAGCACAUUUGAUAUUGGAUGCGUGAUAACCUGAAACUAUUCUCAUGCGUCCUGUUUCUC
Telopea speciosissima is the source of this 6037-nucleotide messenger RNA. Its product is annotated as nuclear pore complex protein NUP205. Gene Ontology annotation, cellular component: nuclear pore. The transcript is spliced from 46 exons. The record is from RefSeq and is a predicted model, not a curated record. NCBI's taxonomy places the organism in Eukaryota, Viridiplantae, Streptophyta, Magnoliopsida, Proteales, Proteaceae. Bases 131 to 5809 code for a protein of 1892 amino acids.